Molecule: messenger RNA, 1072 nt
Organism: Eutrema salsugineum
Lineage: Eukaryota; Viridiplantae; Streptophyta; Magnoliopsida; Brassicales; Brassicaceae
Product: 40S ribosomal protein S3-2
Exons: 6
Coding region: 135-884 (249 amino acids)
Biological process (GO): translation
Cellular component (GO): nucleus; cytosolic small ribosomal subunit
Molecular function (GO): structural constituent of ribosome; RNA binding
Source: RefSeq, a predicted model, not a curated record
GUUUUUGACCUAGGUAUAAAUUAUACACAUCCCUAAAUAAAAACCCACCAGCGUUUCACCAAUCCCUUGAGAUUAUUGCUGCUUCUUCUCAAACUCUAGGGUUUCAGUGAUCGGCAGAUUUACGCAUCCACAACAUGGCGACUCAGAUCAGCAAGAAGAGAAAGUUUGUAGCUGACGGUGUUUUCUACGCCGAGUUGAAUGAGGUUCUCACAAGAGAGCUUGCAGAGGAUGGUUACUCAGGUGUGGAGGUUAGGGUUACUCCAAUGAGGACUGAGAUUAUCAUCAGAGCCACCCGUACUCAGAAUGUUCUCGGUGAGAAGGGGAGGAGAAUCAGGGAAUUGACAUCACUUGUCCAGAAAAGAUUCAGGUUUCCUCAAGACAGUGUCGAGCUCUAUGCAGAGAAGGUAAACAACAGAGGUCUCUGUGCCAUUGCUCAGGCUGAGUCUCUCCGUUACAAGCUCCUCGGUGGACUUGCUGUCCGAAGGGCUUGCUAUGGUGUCUUGAGAUUCGUCAUGGAGAGUGGAGCUAAGGGAUGUGAGGUCAUUGUGAGUGGAAAGCUCCGUGCUCAACGUGCCAAGUCAAUGAAAUUCAAGGAUGGUUACAUGGUUUCCUCUGGUCAACCCACCAAGGAGUACAUUGACUCUGCUGUUAGACAUGUCUUGCUUAGACAGGGUGUGCUUGGAAUCAAGGUCAAGGUCAUGCUUGACUGGGACCCUAAGGGAAAAACAGGACCGAUGACACCAUUGCCUGAUGUUGUGAUCAUCCAUGCUCCUAAGGAAGAGAGUGUCCACCUCGCACCUGCUCAGGCUGUUACUCCUGCUGCUCUUGUACCGGAAGCAGCCCUCACAGCCGUAGACUACCCUGAGAUGAUCCCAGUCGCUUAAAAGGCUAGAAGAAACUCUUUUGUUACUACUUCCUUGGAAUGCUUCUUUUUUUGUUAUAACUUUUCUGCGACUCUUGAUGAUACUCGCUAGUUGUUUUUUCUUUUAUCCUCGAAGCAGACAAGUUUUUUACAUAAGUAAGAUUUUUGGUGGUUUAAUGCAUUCAGUUCUAUGAAAAUUUUUUGGUCCUA